Molecule: messenger RNA, 447 nt
Organism: Protopolystoma xenopodis
Lineage: Eukaryota; Metazoa; Platyhelminthes; Monogenea; Polystomatidea; Polystomatidae
Source: the annotation of a GenBank genome assembly
AUGAGUCAGGUUAUACGCGAUCCUGAAACCGAGACGGCAGUAAACAAGAACUAUAAGGUGGAGGACACUGUAGUACAGGCAAUUUGCUCCUGCUGCGGUCCUCGGCUUCGCUCAUUUGCACUUAACUGGUGCUGGGAUAUCACAGAUGCCGGUCUCGCUAGCCUUGUUGAAGCCUGCUGCUCCCUGCGUCACCUCAGCUUGGUUGGUGUGAAUUUGAUCAUCGGUGAGGCACUAGUUCAUCUCCCCAUUCGUCAACCCAGCCUUAUUGUUUUAAACUUGACCCAAUGCAACAGGGUCUCUGAUUCUGUCCUUGCUGAAGUAGCUGAGGCCAUGCCCUGGCUCUAUAUCUUCGAUUACUUUGGGGAGCGCGUGGGGGGAGAUAUGAACGAUAUAUGUCAUUAUGACGUAUGGCGAUCAUUCGAGAAGCUAGUCAUUUGCGAUGAUUGA